AUGCGUCUUUCUGCUGCCAUCGCAAUCGCCUCCCUCCUCCCGACAGUCACAAGAACCUAUGCAUUCUCUUGGCUUUCCCCCGACUUCAACGAAUCCCAACUGAAACGUGGCCUCGAUGCCAUUCAAGGUGACACUGAACUUGUGAAGCAAAUUCGUGAGCUUUAUGCCCGCCAGCAGGAAGAAGUUCAUGCCUGGAAUAAGGCGGGAAAGCCGGAUAUCGCUCGUGAAGUCCUCAACUAUAGGAAGAGGUCGAUCCAGAAGAGACAGAAUAAUGGGACGAUCGACGCAAUAUUUGGCCCCGACGACGGCAUAUUGGUGGGGGUAGCGAAUACUCUGGUAGACAUCCUUGAGGGAUCAAAAUACUUUCCGGAAGACAACCAUCCGUUUGAGUGGCCCUCUUCAACGGAUCAACGGGGUCCUUGCCCAGGAAUGAACACCCUCGCCAAUCACGGUUACCUUCCUCGAAAUGGUAUCGUCACCGCCGGCGAGGUCAUCUCAGCCUCCGCUGAAGUUUUCAAUAUGGGCGCAGACCUCGCUGCUGUGCUCGUCGGUGGCGCAGUUGCUCUCAACGGGGACAUAACGACUCUUACCUUCUCGCUCGGUGGUGCUGACGCUCGCACCAACUCUCUCGGGAAAUUGGGUGGGCUCCUCGGAACAGAGACUGGUCUUGACGGUCACGGACGAGUGAACGAGGGCGAUGCUAGUGCCACUCGGUGCGACUUCUAUCUCUGCGAAGGGGACAAUCACAAUAUGCAGCCCGAGUUCUUCUCCCAGAUGCUUGAUCAUGCUAAGGAGAACAACAACCAAUUUGACGUUAACGCAAUGGCUAACUCCCUCGACACUAACCCGAACUUCUACUUCGUUCCCCCGUCCGCUCUCAUCGUCAUGGGUGCUACUUACUUUCACCCUGGCUUUUUCUCCAACGGGACUAUUGGCGCCGGGGGUUCUGCGAAUCUUGCGUCGAUUGCUUCGUUCGCGGGAGCGAGAUUUGCAGAGGAUGGUAGUAUCACUUACGUCCCGGAGCGCAUUCCUGAGAUUGGAUGGUAUCGUCGCUCUGUCCCCAUGCUCCUUUCUGAAGCCCUCGCUGGCAUCCUCUCUAUCUACCUCAAUCCCGAGCCUGUCCUCUUCGGUGCCAACUCAGGAUCCGUGAACAACUUCAUCCCUGGACCUGGCUUAUUACCAACGAACGCAUCGAAUGUCCAAGGUCUUGGGUGCUUCCUGUACAAUGCCCUUUACGCGGACUUCUUCGGCGAAUUCGAUAACAUCCUCUUUGGACUUGAGUCCACCGUCAACGCUGUUCUCGGACUUCUGGACCCAGCCCUCUCCGACUUCGUCGGCUGCACGCCUAACUACCCCGACGAAACCUCGCCGAACGCUUACGGUGGGGCCGUCAUUUAUCUCAACAAGACCUCUUCUGCACCCGGUGCCCCGCAGAAGCAACCAUGCUUGACCCAAAGUGGAGGUGGGACUCAAUGCGAUACGAGGACGAACUCGUAUGGGAAAAGUAAGAGCGAUGAUGUGCAGAAUAGGUGGAAGUUUACGAGCUAUGUGAGCGAUGGGCAGGACCCGCUUCCGAGCAGUAAUUAGUGGGCAUUGGUAUGCUCUAUAGUCAUAUCCUACUGCACGUCAUGAAAGGACAUUGUUUAGGUGUUGUUCGUUCUUAAACAAAUACUGUUUACACGGCAUUACUCCCUUCAUUUGUUCACUCGAUUCGAC
Stereum hirsutum FP-91666 SS1 is the source of this 1716-nucleotide messenger RNA. It is a transcript of the gene APO9/CPO9, whose product is annotated as APO9/CPO9. The record is from RefSeq and is a predicted model, not a curated record. Lineage: Eukaryota; Fungi; Basidiomycota; Agaricomycetes; Russulales; Stereaceae. The transcript is spliced from 8 exons. Gene Ontology annotation, molecular function: peroxidase activity. Bases 1 to 1587 code for a protein of 528 amino acids.